Molecule: messenger RNA, 1068 nt
Organism: Adineta steineri
Lineage: Eukaryota; Metazoa; Rotifera; Eurotatoria; Adinetida; Adinetidae
Source: the annotation of a GenBank genome assembly
AUGAAUACCCAUAUUGUUUGGCUUUUUAUAUCAAUCUCAUGUAUUAAUGUAUUUUAUAAUGUUCAACAAGGAUUGUCAGCAGCAGCUAUCGAUGAUCCAACUGAAGAAACAACAUCGACUGAAAUGACAAGCACAACAAGUGAAACGGAUAUUGUAGAACAAGGUAAUUUUACGGGUUCAUGUUGUCUUAAACGUGAUCCUUUGGAGGCUGGUGCUCAACCUCCAUUCGAAUCAGAUGAACAAGAUUAUCCAGGUCUUGAAAGUAAAAUGAAUCCAAGACCCGAUUUCGGCUAUAAAUCAUACCAUGGUUCGGGCAAACUUAAAGGCAAAGUAGCUAUCAUAACAGGUGGUGAUAGUGGAAUUGGCCGUGCAGUUGCAUUAGCAUAUGCUCGCGAAGGUGCUUCAGUUGUCAUUUCAUAUUUAAAUGAAACUGAAGAUGCAGAAGAAAUUCAAACAAUUCUUCAGGGUGAAGGACAUGAAUGUCUUUUAAUUCCUGGUGAUAUAACUGAUGAAGCUCAUUGUAAGAAGAUUAUCGAUCAAACUAUAGAAAAAUUCGAACGCAUUGAUAUUCUUGUUAAUAAUGCAGCUUAUCAAGGCAAAGAACUUGAAAAUUCAAUUGAAGAUAUGAGUCAUGAUCGAGUUUUAUAUACAUUUCAAACAAAUAUUAUAUCCAUGUUUGAUCUUACACGUUAUGCUAUUCCUCAUAUGUCCAAAGGUUCAUCAAUAAUUAAUGUUGCUUCUAUUCAAGCUUAUAGUCCAAGUGCAGGAAUUCUUGAUUAUGCCACAACAAAAGCUGCAAUUGUUGCGUUUACAAAAGGUCUUGCUGAAAAAAUGCUUGAAAAAGGUAUUCGAGUUAAUUGUGUUGCUCCUGGACCUGUAUGGACACCACUUAUAGUUACAAGUUAUUCGAAAGAAAAAAGUUCACAAUUUGGAGCAAAUUCUCCAAUGAAACGUCCAGCACAACCUCGAGAAUUAGCACCAGCUUUUGUAUUUCUUGCAACUGGUAAAGAAUCAACGUAUAUUACAGGUGAAAUACUUAGUGUUACAGGUGGUCGUAUAACUGCUUAG